This is a messenger RNA of Fragaria vesca subsp. vesca, 514 nucleotides long. RefSeq lists its product as uncharacterized. The coding region runs from base 114 to 446 and encodes 110 amino acids. The transcript has 2 exons. The record is from RefSeq and is a predicted model, not a curated record. Lineage: Eukaryota; Viridiplantae; Streptophyta; Magnoliopsida; Rosales; Rosaceae.
ACUUGAAUCAGAUUUGUCACACUUUUCUGUUUUUGGAUUUGUAGAUUCCUCAAGAAGAAAGAUGAAACCAGAAAUCAUUGAUUGGAGCAACAUAGAAUCAAUAUUCGUCGAAGAUGAAACUUAUGAGAGCUUCAAUGCGCCUAAAUGGGUCAACCUUUCAUCUCCAGAUGAGCUCAUUGAUGAUGAAGCCUGGUUCUGCAAUCCUGAUUGCAAGCAUCCAAAGUCGGCAGAAGAUUUCCACAAAACACAGAGCGAAACCGCAGCUAAGGAGUACAUUCUCAGCCAGUAAUUUGCUCAAGGGACGGGAAGUUUUGAAUCAUAUCACCGGACUUUGUACUGAUAUGAAGAAUUUUGCCAAGAGGGGUUCAAGAAAAAAGAUAUCAGAGAAUCGUGGCUUGAAGGAGAAAGUAAGGGACAGAAUGCCUCUCAUUGUUAGAGAAGGUUGACUGUUACAGCACCAAUUUAGUUUGUAGCUUUCUAACACUUUGCCAUUGAAUAAAUCGCAUUUGCACCC